Messenger RNA from Prorocentrum cordatum, 331 nucleotides. The record is from the annotation of a GenBank genome assembly. Lineage: Eukaryota; Dinophyceae; Prorocentrales; Prorocentraceae.
CUACAGCGCUGGGACCAGCGCGUGUGGGAAGGGCGGGCAGUGGCAGCCGGCGCUGGCGUUGUUGAACGAGAUGCGGGAGGCGACGCUGGAGCCCAACGCCAUCUCACCUACAACCUACGGUGCCGGGGUUAGCGCGUGCGAGAAGGGCGGGCAGUGGCAACAGGCAGUGUCGCUGCUCAGCGAGAUGCGGCAGGCGAGGAUUGAGCCCGAUGUCAUGAUCUACAGCGCUGCGAUCCGCGCGUGCGGGAAAUGCGGGAAGUGGCAACAGGCUCUGUCGUUGCCCAGCGAGAUGCGAGCGUCGAAGGUGGAGCCUGACGUCAUUCAGCUAUAA